AUGUACCUGUGUCAGGAGCUGCUCCUGCUGGUGCUUCUGAGCUCUGUGGUGGCCUCCCUCAUCAGGAUCCCCCUGCGCAAGGUCCCUGGCUCACCUGGUGCCCUCCACCCACUGAGGAGCUGGAGGACUCCCCAGGCCCCUCUGCCCAUGGCCCAGCCCAUUGUUGAGAUGCUUUCCAACUACUUGGACGCUCAGUAUUACGGGGAGAUAGGGCUGGGGACACCCCCCCAGAACUUCUCUGUCGUCUUUGACACAGGCUCCUCCAACUUCUGGGUCCCGUCUCGACGCUGUAGCUUCUUCAGCCUGGGCUGCUGGUUCCAUCGUCGAUAUGACCCCAAGGCUUCCAGCUCCUUCCGGCCUAAUGGGACCCAAUUUUCCAUCAGUUACGGGACAGGGCGGCUGGAUGGCAUCUUGAGUGAGGAUGUGCUGACUAUCGGAGGCGUUGGGGGGGCCCCCCUAGUUUUUGGAGAGGCCUUAUGGGAGCCAAGCCUGGCCUUUGCACUUGCUCACUUCGACGGGAUCCUCGGCUUGGGCUUCCCAGCUCUGGCCGUGGCCGGAGUGCAGCCUCCGCUGGACACGCUGAUGGAGCUGGGGCUGCUGGACCGGGCCAUUUUCUCCUUCUACCUCAACAGGGACCCUGAAGGAGUUCCGGGUGGAGAAGUGAUUCUAGGAGGCUCAGAUCCAGCUCUCUACAUCCCCCCUCUUACCUUCCUGCCUGUCACCCGGCCAGCCUACUGGCAAAUCCAUAUGGACCGUGUGACUGUAGGCCACUCCUUGACUCUGUGCCCUAACGGCUGUGCUGCUAUUCUGGACACCGGCACUUCGCUCAUCGCGGGGCCCUCCAAGGAGAUCCGGGCGCUGCACAAACUCAUUGGCGGCUUUCCGCUGCUGGCUGGGGAGUAUCUGAUCCCCUGUGACCGACUCCCUGCCCUCCCACCCAUCUCCUUCCUGCUCGGUGGUGUCUGGUUCAACCUGACCGCCCAAGACUAUGUCCUUCAGCUGGCCAGCGGCCGCACCCGCUUGUGUCUGUCCGGUUUCUUGGCGCUGGACGUGCCACCGCCCGCGGGCCCGUUCUGGAUCCUCGGCGACGUCUUCUUAGGGUCCCAUGUGGCUGUGUUCGAUCGGGGGGCAGCCCGCGUGGGGCUUGCACGGGCGCGGGGGGUCCUCCCCGGCCCCUGA
Trichosurus vulpecula (common brushtail) is the source of this 1179-nucleotide messenger RNA. It is a transcript of the gene NAPSA, whose product is annotated as napsin A aspartic peptidase. Gene Ontology annotation, cellular component: lysosome. The transcript has 9 exons. Gene Ontology annotation, molecular function: aspartic-type endopeptidase activity. Lineage: Eukaryota; Metazoa; Chordata; Mammalia; Diprotodontia; Phalangeridae. The coding region runs from base 1 to 1179 and encodes 392 amino acids. The record is from RefSeq and is a predicted model, not a curated record. Gene Ontology annotation, biological process: proteolysis.